Molecule: messenger RNA, 784 nt
Organism: Anopheles maculipalpis
Lineage: Eukaryota; Metazoa; Arthropoda; Insecta; Diptera; Culicidae
Exons: 1
Coding region: 1-759 (252 amino acids)
Source: RefSeq, a predicted model, not a curated record
AUGGCUUCCAAGCUAGCGUGGUUGUGUGUUGGGGCGAUACUGUGCAGUCUUGCGAACCUAGCCCACACCAACCCGAUCGAAACGGUCACGGCACACAACCCGCUUUCGGUGCCGACGGUCGCAGACUCCACCACCCUGGACACGGUGCUGCCCACCAAAGGUGCCGAUGUGGCGAGUUCUACCGAAACGAGCAAGAUGUCCCGAUUUCUCGACGACUUCACGUCCGCCUUCAAACAGGGCACGGCGAAGAUGAAGGAGAGCAUCGAAAAUGCGGCCACCUCGGUGAAGGACGGUGUCCUGCAGGGGUACGAUUACGUCCGCAGCAAGCUGACCGGUACCGGCACGGAGUCAUCCACGCCGGUCACGUCGGUCGAGGAGGCAAACGCUACCGGUGCCAGCACGUCCACCGCCGCAGCACUUACCAGCUCGGCUACACCAUCAACCGAACGCACUGCAAUCAGCGGUCUGCCAGCCACCGACACCAAGAACGGGCCGUCCGUGCUCGGCGGUGUGGUCGGCGUGUCUAACGAACCGGCGCGCAUCGUACCGAACGAUGACGAGGACGACGAGCGGAUCUUCUUCAACGAUAAGGACUACACCGCGGUGAAACCGCUCGACGGCAGUGAGGACGAGCGGGACGUGACGGAGUCACCGGUCACGACGACGGUCACGGUGGACAACCGAUUCAUCAUCGCCGGCCCGUUGGCGUGCAAGAGCGGCCAGGAGGUGGUAAACGGGAAGUGUCGAAAUGUGUUCUGAGCAGCUUCAUCAGCCCUUCCAUCCG